Molecule: messenger RNA, 7362 nt
Organism: Pecten maximus
Lineage: Eukaryota; Metazoa; Mollusca; Bivalvia; Pectinida; Pectinidae
Exons: 2
Coding region: 123-1634 (503 amino acids)
Source: RefSeq, a predicted model, not a curated record
AUGGUUCAAGUCAUGGACAUGUAUGGGCGAUCAGGACGACCCUAAGUGAGGAUUAAAUACCUACAUUUAAAGGGCUGAUGUUUUUAAAAAGUCUUAAGAUAUAUCACUAAGAUAUUAUCAAAAUGGAAAAUUAUUUUGAAAAAAAGCGACGAGAAAAUAAGAGUCGUAUGAAGAAUGAGACAUUGGACAACAUGAGUCGUAACGUUAAGCCAAAAAACGUUCACCAAAAAAUCACGGAGAUUAGUCUGGAAGACGAGACUUUGACUCUAUGGAGACCUUCGGUAGACAACAACCAGUACCGUCUGAUACCGGAAACCAUCGACCAGGGGCAAUGGGAGACCUUCCGUCCGAUGUACUACCACAAAUUUGACUGUAUCAGCAGUGUUCUCCCCUUUGAUGACGCGAUUCCGGUGAUCGCCAACCAAGCGACCACCCUCGUCCCCACGCAUGACUAUUCCAUACUUAGGGACUAUCCUCGCAUCCGGGGUCUGUGGUAUCAACCGGAAAAGGCUGACAUCAUUAGCAUUGAUGACGUGUCACCCGUGGGUAAUAUAAAAUUUUCGAUCUUUUUCCCCCGCUCCGAUCACGAUCAUUUGAUAAGCAAGCUGAACAUGUACUAUUUAGAAGUGAUGGAUUACGAGUCUGAUGACAAGUCGGUGUCCCGUUUUCUUCUGACGAAAAACGAAUACCCCGAUUUACCGCUUUACGAUUCAAAUAAACCAGGCGGACCGGUGUUCAUAGAAAAACAUGACACGUUAGACGGUGUAUUGGAAACUUACUACUUCCUGCGAAUAUGUACCAGCUACACGGGCCGGAUUAUGGAACAUGAGGUCGAGUUUAUGUUAGAAGAAGAUCCCUGGCCCCUGUGUCAUAUCUCCUCGGUGACACACAAACCAUUCAAGCCACCCGUAAAUAUACUGGAUUUGAAUGAGAAUCUGGAUGUAGAAACGUGUGUUAAAUUAAACACACGGUUCCAGGCCUCGACCUGGGAGGAUACGUUGGCGGGUCUGUUCGCCUGGUCGCUAAGGACGCAUCUGCCAUGGCUCGUCUACGAGAGACUUCACGAAAACAUCAAAGGAACGGUAACUCUUACCGCUAUGACGUCACCAUUGGAAACCAUUUCCAUUCCACGUAGAGCAGUGGUGUGCAGCCGGAAGUUGGAUCUACUCAUUGAACUGAAUGCUUUUAUAGUUAAAUGCCAAAAUGACAAAGACUUACAAGAUCUCAAGAAUCUUUUCUGCUCACUUCACGAAUGUGACGACACGUGUCCUCUAGUGAGUGUACGACACAUUGACAUGCAUCGUGUCAUGCCGCCAUAUUUGUGCCUAAUAGAGCGUGUGAUAGCUAGUAACUAUAUCCCUCUCCGACGUCAAAUCGUGACGGCCAUGCUUCCUUGGCCAGUGCUUGCAUUUUAUUUUGCAGAUUUGAAGAUUGACAGUUGUCGGAAAAUGAUUGCAUUUAUAAGUCAGGUCGACGGUGUGUGCCAGGAAUUUCCAGGGGAUUUUACAUAUCCUCUUACGAGUACUCAAGACUUCAACUGUAAUCUUACAAUGGACUACACAGAGAAAACGUCAGGGUUCGAGUCUCUCUCCUCCGUCGCUGACCUGGACGCCGACAGUGACGAGAGUGUGUAAUGUGGCGAUUGAUAUUUAUCCCCUUGUUUAAAAUGUGAAGAAAAGUUAGAAUUAGGGGUACACCUGUAACAAUACGGAAAACACGUGUUAUUGCCUUUAGGAUUGUUGCGUAAGAAAGUAUGUUUCCGUAAAAGUUACUGAUGUGUGUCAAGGAGAAGGAAUAAGGGACUAUUUACAUUGACAGUUGUGUUGGGAGAAGCCUAUGGAGGCGUGACAGUAUGCAUGACCAAUCAGAAGUAUUUCCCUUAUCAAUUACACAGCACUGAACCGCAGUGAAAAAUUUAGGUUUACGUCAUUUGCGGUGAAGUUUCACGGUAGAGGUAUAUUUUGUAGUUUUUCAUUUGUGUUACAAAGCACAAAGUUGUCUUGAAUGGGUGUCUUGUGGCCAUAAAAGUAGAUAAAUCUAAGGGAAAAGUUACUAGAAACUAUAUCCCUUCACAGACAGGGUUUGUGUCAGAAUGGAGGGAUGGAGACAAGGGUUACUUCCCUUGACAGACAGGGUUUGUGUCAGAAUGGAGGGAUGGAGACGAGGGUUACUUCCCUUCACAGACAGGGUUUGUGUCAGAAUGGAGAGAUGGAGACGAGGGUUACUUCCCUUCACAGACAGGGUUUGUGUCAGAAUGGAGGGAUGGAGACAAGGGUUACUUCCCUUGACAGACAGGGUUUGUGUCAGAAUGGAGAGAUGGAGACGAGGGUUACUUCCCUUCACAGACAGGGUUUGUGUCAGAAUGGAGGGAUGGAGACAAGGGUUACUUCCCUUGACAGACAGGGUUUGUGUCAGAAUAGAGGGAUGGAGACAAGGGUUACUUCAAUUGACAGACAGGGUUUGUGUCAGAAUGGAGGGAUGGAGACAAGGGUUACUUCCCUUCACAGACAGGGUUUGUGUCAGAAUGGAGGGAUGGAGACAAGGGUUACUUCCCUUGACAGACAGGGUUUGUGUCUGAAUGGAGAGAUGGAGACGAGGGUUACUUCACUUGACAGACAGGGUUUGUGUCAGAAUGGAGGGAUGGGGACGAGGGUUACUUCACUUGACAGACAGGGUUUGUGUCAGAAUGGAGGGAUGGGGGACAAGGGUUACUUCCCUCGACAGACAGGGUUUGUGUCAGAAUGGAGGGAUGGAGACGAGGGUUACUUCACUUGACAGACAGGGUUUGUGUCAGAAUAGAGGGAUGGAGACAAGGGUUACUUCCCUUGACAGACAGGGUUUGUGUCAGAAUGGAAGGGAUUGGGGACGAGGGUUACUUCACUUGACAGACAGGGUUUGUGUCAGAAUGGAGGGAUGGAGACGAGGGUUACUCCCUUGACAGACAGGGUUUGUGUCAGAAUGGAGGGAUGGAGACGAGGGUUACUUCACUUGACAGACAGGGUUUGUGUCAGAAUGGAGAGAUGGAGACGAGGGUUACUUCACUUGACAGACAGGGUUUGUGUCAGAAUGGAGGGAUGGAGACAAGGGUUACUUCCCUUGACAGACAGGGUUUGUGUCAGAAUGGAGGGAUGGGGACGAGGGUUACUUCCCUUGACAGACAGGGUUUGUGUCAGAAUGGAGGGAUUGGGGACGAGGGUUACUUCACUUGACAGACAGGGUUUGUGUCAGAAUAGAGGGAUGGAGACAAGGGUUACUUCCCUUGACAGACAGGGUUUGUGUCAGAAUGGAGGGAUGGAGACAAGGGUUACUUCCCUUGACAGACAGGGUUUGUGUCUGAAUGGAGGGAUGGAGACAAGGGUUACUUCCCUUGACAGACAGGGUUUGUGUCAGAAUGGAGGGAUAGAGACGAGGGUUACUUCCCUUGACAGACAGGGUUUGUGUCAGAAUGGAGGGAUGGAGACAAGGGUUACUUCCCUUGACAGACAGGGUUUGUGUCAGAAUGGAGGGAUGGGGACGAGGGCUACUUCCCUUGACAGACAGGGUUUGUGUCAGAAUGGAGGGAUGGAAACGAGGGUUACUUCCCUUGACAGAAGGGGUUGUGUCUGAUUGGUAGGAAGGAUACGAGGGUUAUAUCCCUUGAAUACGGGGUUGUGUCAGAAGCAGGAAGAAGAGAAAGAGGGAUAUUCCCCUUGACACUAGCUGACAUGCGUUGUUGACGACGUAUGCCGGUUAAUAAAAAGAAUAGGCUGGAUCUUGUGAACGCGGGGAGGCAAUCCUCUUUUCUCUUGGCGUCAAUUUUAUUGAUGAAAUUCGGAUGACGAACAUAUUUACUGAAUAGAAGAUAGUAUUAUUAUCCUGCUUAUCUGAUUAAUUAUUCUUUAAAAUCAUAACGAAAGAAGCCAAUCUCUGUUCUAAAGUCUGGACAGGGAAACACUACAGCUAAUACGAAUAGAUGUAAUCACUCUACCAAUUACCACACGGCCUUUUAAGUUAGUACUCAUCCAAUCCAACAAUAACGAGGCAAGUCAACUUCCGAACGUAUCAUUUUGGUCAAGGGAUCAAAUUUGGAUACUUUGUUGAUUAUGUGCCUUUAAUGUCGCUGUCACGUCAACAAAUCAGGCUCGCGAUACGCACGUGACAGGUAUUUAGGGUCCCCGUUAUGAUUCUACUAGAUAGCUACAUAUAUACAUACUUUUAUUUGUACAUUGGAGAUUGUUACAUGUAUAUAAAAAGUCUACGUCUUCAGAAGGGUUUGGUUAUAUGUAACCUACUUUAGUUAUUAUAACAGUUGUUUAGUUUGAUGUGAUAACUAACGCACGUUUGCAUCUUACUUUCUGUGUUACGAAAUACAUCCUGAUUUCUUUUCAUUUAAGGAUGCAUGCUACCAGGUAUAAUCUUACCUCCUAACCAAAAGAGUUAUACACUAAAAGUGGAUCAUCUUUUAUGUUUAUGACAUUUUUUUCUGGAUGGGACUUCAUUAUAAGAAUUUCGACCGUAGAAGAGAGAUAACUCCUGUUUUAGAAAUAUACUUACUUGAUUUAUAUGUACGGGGCACCGUUUUACUAUUCCCAUUUAGUUUUAUCACCUAGUCACUUAAGUGAUAUCACUUAGACGUUUGGAUAGGUGGUAUCACUUAGUUAUUCGAGUGAUAUCACUAAAUAGAUGUUUGAAUAGUUGAUGUAGUUUAAAUAGGUGGUAUCACUUAGUCAUUCGAGUGAUAUCACUAAAUAGAUGUUUGAAUAGUUGUAGUUUAAAUAGGUGGUAUCACCUAGUCACUUAAGUGAUAUCACUUAAUAAAUGUUUGAAUAGUUGUAGUUUAAAUAGGUGAUAUCACUGAGAUGACUAACUGAUAUCACUUAGAAGUUUUGAUAGAUGACACCACUUAGUCAUUUCAAGUAAUAUAAUUUAUUAAUUAUUUCACACAAUAGAAAACUAUAGAUAAUCCCUGUCAGUUCAUCUAAGUGAAAUCAAUUAUUCAACUUUUCAAUAAGUGAUAUUACCUAAUUGCUAUUAUAUCCCAUGCAUGAGUGUAUGUAUAAUGAAAAAAAUGAAAGGAAAUAUUAUUUAUCUAUACCUAUGUAUAAUGUGAUUCUAAAUAAAUAUAAAACAACAAAUGUCAAUUUUGUUUUUGUUUAUUUUUGAAAAAUAUAAAAAUGUGUAAUUUUUGUGAAAUACGGAAAUUUAGCUAUAUAUUUUAACAUAGUAUAACGAUCGUCAUGAAUAGAACACGAAAUAAUACAUUUCGUGUGAUUCAAUGUAUGAGACACUUUUCAAGCGACACAUUAACUGCAGAUGUAGAUAUUUUUAUAGAGUUAUCAAGCUUAAUAUGAAGAGUCUGGUGUUGGUUUAAAACAAAGCCCAGACUCCCGAACAAAUGAUGACGCAUACAUAUAAAACGACGAUAUUAUCUGACUCUAUAUGAUGAAGCUACAAAUGAUAUGACUCUGGUAUGUGAUUAUAAUUAAUGUUAAUGAAGGUUCUAUAUAUUAACACCCGAAUUAGAUACAAUUAUUGUUCAUUACUUCUAUUGAGUAUUUACGACAUUUGGCCUUGGACCUAUUAUUUCUCUUUGUUUAGAAUCACAGGGAUUGGACACAAUUUCCCAACACGCGGUUUACGUAUACUUGUCUUAUGAUCCCCAUACUCAAAUUAAUAUAUAAAGAAAUAUAUAUACAUAUAUAUAGACCGUGGGUUGAGAUUUUUUUCCAGGUCCCUGUGUUACUUUCAAUACAUGUAUAUGGACCAUGGAUUGAUAUUUUUUCCAGGUCCCUGUGCAACUAUUAUAUAUGGACCGUGGAUUGAGAUUUUGUAUCAUAUGUGUCACUGAACAAAUCAUUUCAAGCGGCAGUCAUGAUUUUUUUAUACAAUGGGAAAUAUAAUGAGAAACAAACAUGGCCGAAAGAGCGACCACAGUACACUUUUGGUAAAAAUAUACAAACACAAAAAUAUACAAACACAAAAAUAUACAGAUGAGGUUAAGUGUUCCCAUAACGAAGGAUACAGUUAUCUAGGAUAUAUUACCAAUGUCAACAUUUUCUUUAUAAUUUAAACAAUGAGGUUAACAUGAAGACAAUACACAAUGGGGUUAACAUGAAGGCAAUACACAAUGGGGUUAACAUGAAGACAAUACACAAUGAUAAUGCGUACAGCCGGGAACAAUAACCUCUCAAAUAUCAGCCAUUUUACAUCACUGUAGAUAUGGAUGUAUAUAACCGUGUUGAUGAUUUCUAUAAAAUAAUGUUGAUGAUUUCUAUAAAAUUCUGUCGAUAUAAAUAAAAACAUUUAUAUCAAACAAAAUAAGAGGCCCAGGGGCCUUAUCGGUCACCUGAUUUAACGAAACUUUACAACAUCUCACCUAUCUGACAUUGAAGUAGGUCAAGGGCAAACUUUGCAGCCAUCCAUCCCACAGUGCGUAUCGACUAACGUCAUGACACAAAGCCACGUCAAAACCCAAAGCCUCUUGGUUGUUGAGAAGAAGACAUUUAAGUAUUUCAAAAGCUAUGAACCUUUUGACAUUAAAAGUAGAUAUAUAGGUCAAGGUCAUCCAAUUAUACAAACGUUGUAGCUCUGUAUAUUCCAAUGUGACUUUGGUUUGAUAUCAUUACUCUAAUAAACCUCUUGGUAAUUGAGAAAUUGUUUAAAAAAUUGAACAUAUUUGACUUCUAUAACUUUGAAAGUAUGUCAAGGUCGUUCAUUUGAACUUACAUGGUAUUCAUUCAUCCCAGUAUGCUACAGGCCCAAUAUCAUGACCCUGGGCAUUUUGGUUAUUGAGACCUCAGAUAUAGUUUAAAGAUUUUAACACAUUUGAACUCUAUGACCUUGGAAAUAUUUCAAGGUAAUUCAUUUGAACAAAUUUUUCCAACAUGCUACUGUCCAAUAUCAUUACCAUUGGCCUCUUAGUUGUUGAGAAGUUGUUUAACGAUUUUAACUCUUCGGCCCAUUUGAAUAUAAACCAAUGUCUUUCAUUCAACAUAUACGAUAGCCCUUAGUCCAAGCAUGCUAAUGUUAAUUGUUUACGGUCGCAAGACGCACUAUCACGAGCAAGAGACAAUUAAAAUGGGUCACGUGAGAGUGACGUAAUAAACAUUAUCCUUACAUACAUUAUUGGGUAAAGGAAGGUGGCAAGGCUCUCAUUUUUAGCUUACCUCACUAUUAAACAUCUCAAGGAUAUUUGAUAUUUGACAAUGGAAUUAUGAAUUUAUUUUUUUUAAAUAUAAAAAUGGACCUCAAUAUACAUAUACGGUAUAAAGGCACUAGAUUCAUUUUAGGCAUACGACGCCUUCCCGAAAAUAAUAUUUUAAAUAGUUUAAGUUUUACCUUUAGAAGUGUAAGUGAAAUUGAAAGAAAAUUUACACUACGGAC